AUGAGAUGGCUACAUAUCGCCAGCGUGUUGCUUGCCCCAUACCAAGCGCGAGCAGCUGCAGUAUUUUCCCACUUUAUGGUCAUUGCUAACGCAAACCUGGCUAAGAUCAAUGCACUCGCUGCCCAAGUUGAGGCAACAGUGGUCUUUAAUGAAGCUCCAUUCAACACCUGAAACCAGGACUAGAAAAGGUCUCUGAGUAUCUUCCGGUUAUCGUACGAAGGUGUGUAUCUUGAAGGCAAUUGUAACGCAAAAG
Messenger RNA from Botrytis sinoallii, 253 nucleotides. RefSeq lists its product as uncharacterized. The transcript has 2 exons. The record is from RefSeq and is a predicted model, not a curated record. Bases 1 to 171 code for a protein of 56 amino acids. Lineage: Eukaryota; Fungi; Ascomycota; Leotiomycetes; Helotiales; Sclerotiniaceae.